AUGGAUCAAGAAAAUUCGGACAAUUUUUUUCAGUCGAUAUUUGCCAAUGUUGCUGGUAAUUUAGAACCAGCACCACAUACACUGAGACAACGACGGUGGCGUGCUAAUCGCAAAAUUAGACCUUAUCCAGCUGAAUUAUCUUCGCUGAUUCCACCUGUUGAACCUAUUAAUGAAGAAGACCUACAUUCAUCAUUAGUUGAUGAAAAUUACGAAAAUAAUUUAUAUGAUGAAUAUUUAGAAAAUAAUCCAUAUGGUGAUGAAUAUUUAGAAGCUGAUACACUUGAAGAUGACUAUGAUUUUAGUCUGAAUCAAAUUGGUAUUGAAUCAAAUGAAAAAUUUAUUGAAGAAGAAUUAGACCAACCAUUAUAUGAUGGUGCGCCCGUUUCUAUUAAAUGUUAUCAUAAACAAAUAGUCGACUUUGGAAAUUUAGUUCAAUUGACUGAUUCCAACAUGAACAAGCUAUUGAAGUUGAUUAGAAACGCUUUACCAUUUAAAAAUAAAUUAUUAAAAUCAUAUAAAAAAGUUGUUUCCCUUUUUCAAAAAAAAUCAUCAUUUAAUGAAGUAUUACGAUGUACCAGCUGUUUAGAAAUUAUUAAUAAUAAUUAUUGCUCUAUUAUUUGUGAACGAAAUUAUUCUCAACGACUAGUUGGUGAUGUUAUUGAACAUUUCUCUACUGAUCGAUCAAACACACAAUUAAUUGAUGUAAUUCGUAGAAACAAGCAGUUAAUAUUAACUUAUCCACAACUUGUUGAUAAAUUAUUACAGUGUGACGUUAUGACACAAUUAAUAUACAAGGAGAAACGAAAAGAACUUCAAGCAGCAUCCAACGACACUUAUCCUAUUACGCUCAUGUUACAUAUAGAUAGUACUCCUAUUGUUCAUUGGAGUAGAAAGCACACGUGGUUUGUAACAGCCUCUAUAGUUGAAAUUCCACCACCACUAAGAGAAAAUCAUUUAAAUCUAUUAUUAUUAUCUAUAUGGAAUGCGCCAAUCAAGCCAGAUGUAGAUUUAUUGUUAAUGGAUAUUUGUGACACAAUUAAACAAGUUUUAUUUGUGGAUGAUAUGAAAUUUUCAAUCGAUGUGUUAUUGUUUAAAGCAGAUUUACCAGCUCGUGCUUUAGCAACCAAACAUGUUCAUCACAAUGGCUAUUAUGCGUGUUUGGAGUGUGAUCAACAAGGUGUGUGGUGUGAUGAAGGUCGAUUUGUUGCAUAUCCAUACAUUCAAUCUGCGAUAAACCUUCGUACAUCAGCACAUUUAGAUAUGUGUGCUAAGUUACUUUCUCAACAAUCAUCGGGUGGAAAUUAUUGUGGUGUGAAAGGUAUUAGUCCGUUGACAAAAAUAUUAGAUAUUCCAACCCAAAUAGAUCUUGAUUCUAUGCAUCUAUGUUUCAUUGGGCAUUGUUCUUUACUUUUAUCAAAAUGGGAGAAGAUGAUUGUUAAAGAAGCUUGGUUAUCAGGUAAUGAAUUUUUAAGUAAAACUAAAUGGCCACACAAUUUUAAUGUUGAAUUGCGUACUUUCUCUGAUCGAACAUACUGGAAGGCGCAUGACUAUCGUGCAUUUUUUCUUUACUUAAUGUUUCCAUUUGUCUUUUCGUUUCUUCCUGAACAUAUUUCUUCUCAUUUCUCCUUAUAUUUUGUAUUUCUUCGCACUUUAUAUUUCUACCAUGACUUACAGGAAGUCAUGGAAGUUGAAUCACUUAUAAAAACGUAUUGUGAACAUGCGUUAUCUAUUUAUGGCCCCACUUUUUAUUUAUAUUCAACACAUGCGCAUUUACAUUUAGUAGAAAAGAUUUUAAUUAUCAUGUACGAUUCCCCAUUGAUCAACGAUAACAAUGAAAAUAUAGAACAACGAUUAUCACAAGAAUAUCCUGCUCAAUCAUAUCAUGAAAUGCAACCAGUAUCUAUUGUAUCAAUACCUCAAUCAAGAAACGAUAUCAAUCGUCAUUCACUAUCAUUGCGUGUAUGCGAUACUAGAUUUGAUAAUCAUCGAUCUGCAACUCAAUCAUCUUCUGCGAUAUUCAAUUCUGCCACAACAAGUAAUGUAGCACCCGUUACAUCAGCACAGUUACCGGCCAAAAAACGACGAACUGCUCCUGGUGUGUUAGUUGCUCCGUCAACAGCACCACUUCCUCGUAAAAGAUUUAAUCCAGCUAUUCAAAGCACAGCUGCAUCACUUAUGCGUAAUUUUGUUCCAGGUGAAACUACAGUUAGUUCAAACGUAGUGGCUGAAAAUACAAGAUCCAUUUCCGAAACAACACAAAAUGGAUUCAAUCAAACAAUGAAGCCAUUGAUAAAGCUAUGUGAAGAAACAAACCAAUUAAUGAAAGACAUGUUGAAACAAACAACGGAACAAACACGCUUAAUGAACGAAUUAAUAAAUUUUCCACGUGAAUUACAAAAAACAACUCAACAACUAUCUCACAUUGUACAUAUGCAAGCCAAGGUAUCACAGGCACGACAGAACAACAAUGAUGAUGAUCAAGUAGUUGAAUUAAAUGGAAUCAAUAUAAGUCAUGUUUCACGUGGUUCUUCUUUAAAUGCAACAGCUAGAAGUUUAAUUCGUGCUGCAUACGGUGAAAGUGCAUCAUUUAACAAUUUAGCACCAGGAGAAUUUGAUCUCUUAUUGGGUUUCAUUGCUCAUAUUCAUGGAUUACAUGCCGUCGCUGUCUUUGCCGAUAGUCACUCGAUCAAAAAUUCUUUACAACAAAUGAAGCAUGAUAUCAACAAAAAAAGUUCAUCAAGUUAUUCGUCAGUGGCUGCAUCGAAACAAAGAACUUCGACCACUAUUGAAACACCAUCCAUUUUUCAUGAGGAUGAUGAUGAUGACGACGACGACGACGACCACAACGACAAAUUUUAA
Rotaria socialis is the source of this 2859-nucleotide messenger RNA. The record is from the annotation of a GenBank genome assembly. NCBI's taxonomy places the organism in Eukaryota, Metazoa, Rotifera, Eurotatoria, Philodinida, Philodinidae.